Molecule: messenger RNA, 543 nt
Organism: Acanthosepion pharaonis
Lineage: Eukaryota; Metazoa; Mollusca; Cephalopoda; Sepiida; Sepiidae
Source: the annotation of a GenBank genome assembly
AUGUCCCGACAAAGUAACAGAGCAGGGGAUCCCCGUAAAGUGAAUGGUGAAUUAUUUACUCUUACUUAUGGUGCAUUAGUUGCCCAGUUGGUGAAAGAUUACGAAAAUGAUGAAGAUGUCAACCGACAAUUAGAGAAAAUGGGCUACAAUAUGGGAAUACGACUCAUUGAAGAUUUCUUAGCCAGAUCCAAUGUAGGAAGAUGCCAUGAUUUCCGAGAAACAGCGGAUGUGAUAUCCAAAGCUGGUUUUAAAAUGUAUCUUGGUAUAACACCUGUCGUUUCCAAUUGGAGUCCUGCAGGUGAUGAGUUCUCAUUAUUAAUAGAAAACAAUCCCCUGACAGAAUUUGUAGAACUCCCAGAAGGACAUAAUGCUUUGAAUUAUUCUAAUAUUCUCUGUGGUGCUCUCAAAGGAUGCCUAGAAAUGGUGCAGAUGGACGUGGACGUCCGAAUUGUUCAAGACCAACUGAAGGGUGAUAGUAUAACAGAAAUUCGCCUCAAAUUCAUCAAACGGUUAGAAGAUGCAUUGCCAGCUGGCGAGGACUAA